AUUAGCAGCAGCAAGUACCCAGCAUUAGAAUCCACAAUUGUCAGGACGUGCAAUAAGAAACGUUAAGAAAGCAGACGGAUGUGCAACUGUGCAACCAGUGUCAUCCUAGAAUCCGAGUGCGGAGUCAAGAGAGGCCGAGGACUUUUUCUUCCUGUUUUUCCGUAAAGUCCUUCCGCUUAAAGAGAAGAAAGAUGAGGUACAAACACAUCGUUAUCGUCGGAGCAUCAUUAAUAACGACGCUGCUGUCACUCUCUGGAGUGAUGUAUUACUUCAAUCAAGACAAGUGUCCAGUGGGUACUUUUCCGUGCCAGAACAGUUCUAUUUGCAUGCCACAACGAAGCUGGUGUAACGGAAUAAUGGAUUGUCCAGAGGGGGAUGAUGAAUUUGAAACAGAGUGCGGAGAUAUGCAUGGCAGCUGGGACUGGUUUAUCAAAGAUCCACAAAAUAAAUCAAAAAUCAUUUGUGAUUCUACACAAUGUCCGGAAAAAUGUACCUGUCAUGCAUGUCACUUGAUGUGUGUUGGUUACGCCGAAAUACCUCAAAAUUUCUCGUCCAAUGUUACCACUAUAACUUUGACAAACAAUGCGCUUACGCAACUUUCUACAAACGAGCUGAUCAAAUACGUAGAACUACGAUACUUAUAUCUCGAAAACAAUUCAAUAAGAAAUCUGGCAGAUGGCGCAUUCGCAAAUCAAAGGCAGUUACAAUGGCUAAUUCUCUCGGAUAAUAAUAUUCGAGAGGUACGACGUGGUCAGCUGUCUGGAUUAGAAUCAUUGGAUGUUCUGAGGGCGGACGGUAACGAAAUUACUUACGCGGACUUAUUUGAUUUCGAGAACAGCACCUCCCUGCAAUGGAUAGAUUUCAGCAGAAACAAACUGACUUCCUCGACUCUAAAACUCCCGUACUUGCCAGAAUUAAAGGAAUUAGUUCUGGACGAAAAUCGACUUGAGGCUAUCACGGAAAAUUUAUUAUCGAUGUUACCAAGCCUGAUGUCACUAAGCCUAAGUGGAAAUACCGUGACUACUAUACACGUGAACGCUUUUCGAAAUCUGAAUAAUUUAUUAGAAUUAAAUUUAGAAGACAACAAGAUCUUAGCUAUACCGGAGGAUGUCUUUAAGCCUAUAGGAAAUCUAACGAAAUUAUCGAUAGGAUUCAAUCCGAUUGAGGAUCUGCCAAGCGCUCUGUUUGAUCCACUGAAAAAUCUACGAUCGCUUGGCCUCGAGGAAAUUGAAAUCGUCAAUAUGGAGAAAAAUAUAUUCGAUCUGUUUCCGUAUUUGGAUUUCGUUUACUUGAAAAAGUUUCACUAUUGCACAACCUACGCGUCUAACGUUCAAAAAUGCCGGCCAGUCAGCGACGGAGUCUCAUCUUUGUCCCACCUAUUAAGCAAACCGCUGCUACGUGCUGCUGUCUGGGGUAUAUCGUGCGUGACGUGCUUGGGAAAUGCUCUGGUCUUGUGGGGAAGAUUCACAGCUAAGGACGAAAACCAAGUGUUGAGCAUCGUCAUCAGAAAUCUUGCCGCUUCUUUUAUUUUAGUUUCUGACAUGCUGAUGGGUAUAUAUCUCUUUGUUAUCGGAUUGGAGGACAUUCGAUUUCGAGACAAUUAUAAUCAGAUCGCCAGCACCUGGAUGUCAUCUUGGUCCUGCACUUCCGUUGGAAUUUUGGCCAUGACGUCCUCAGAGGUUUCAGUAUUGAUCCUACUGUUCAUGUCGGUAGAAAGAUUUAUGCUGAUCGCUGCACCUUUGAAGAGUCAUCGCGCCUUGACACCUCAAGCUGCAUCUUCAUCUAUGAUUGUUAUCUGGAUAUUUGGAAUUCUACUAGCACUUAUACCAGCUAUUCAUUGGCGUAGCAGUACCAGAUUCUAUGGUGUCAAUGGCUUGUGCUUCCCUCUACAUAUAGACAACCCUUAUCUGAUCGGCUGGGAAUACUCUGCUUUCAUUUUCCUUGGACUGAAUCUCUUGGGGCUGAUCGUCAUUGGCUACGUUUAUGCUGGGAUGUUCGCCAGUAUUUGGAGAACGCGACACGCGACUCCCUUGUCAGUGGGAGAUUCGGAAUUUGCAGUAAGAUUUUUCUUAAUUGUAUUAACCGAUACGGCCUGUUGGGCGCCGAUAAUUACACUGAAAAUUCUCGCCCUGAUGAUGUACCCUGUUCCAUCCGAUCUUCAUGCUUGGGUCGUCAUCUUCAUUGUGCCGGUUAACAGUGCAGUUAAUCCUUUGCUCUACACAUUCACUACCCCAAAAUUUCGAGAGAGACUGGGCGAGGAAUGGUUUCGAAAAAUCCGUGAUCGUUUUACUGGAAAAAAUUCUACUCGAAAUUCUCACGUACCGACGGCUCUGUGCAAUAAGAACGUGAUGCUGUCGCUCUCGUCAACCGAUGAGAAAUGUCCGAUAGACCAUAAAGUGUCGAGUAUCCCGAUAUUUAUUAAUGAGGAUCAAUUAAUUAGUAAACUGACUCAGCAGACAAACAAAUCACCGAUAGGUUCAUCGCCUGUAACAAGUCAAUGACUUGUUUCAAUUAUUCCUCUAUAUUGCGUCAAGCGCAUCAAGCGCAGGAUCGUCAGAUGUAAUUCAAAAACAAAAUCAAUCUAUAUAACUAUUAAUUGAGCUAUCCAAUAUAGUGAAUUUAUGACAGCUGAGCACAGAAUGUUUACGUUGAAAAUGUAGUUCGUUAAAUUAUUAACUAACAUACCAGUAUUCAUAUUUAAGAUAUCAUUGGAAAAAUGCUUGUCUCUAUUCAAAGCGCAAAGAAUGACCAGGAGUCUGACUUCCAGUAAAAUGAGAAAUAAGAGUCCUCCUAAACUUCUCGUCUUUCAAUAUUAUGUUCAAUUCAUAGGUCACUCAUGUAAAGUAAAAAAAUUGUUCUAUUGUUAUUCGAUUUUAUCAUUUACUCAAUUUCAACGUCUGCAUUUUGUCGCAGCAGUUAAAAAGAUUUGCGUUAGCACGAGCCAUUGUCCAAUCAGAGUGCCAGUACGGGUAUCGCGACUGGUUCAAGAAUUUUAAAGCUUUAAGACCGGUCGUAAAUCUACUUUCAACAAAAUAUGUUGUGAUCUCCUUCACGUAUAGCACAUGGCAUACGGUUAUGGGAUAUAAUAUAUAAUUUAUGAUGGACACUCAAUAGGAGGGUCCCGUUAACGGUUA
Molecule: messenger RNA, 3134 nt
Organism: Cephus cinctus (wheat stem sawfly)
Lineage: Eukaryota; Metazoa; Arthropoda; Insecta; Hymenoptera; Cephidae
Gene: Lgr3
Product: relaxin receptor 2
Exons: 22
Coding region: 192-2501 (769 amino acids)
Biological process (GO): G protein-coupled receptor signaling pathway
Cellular component (GO): membrane
Molecular function (GO): G protein-coupled receptor activity; protein binding
Source: RefSeq, a predicted model, not a curated record